UCAGCUUCAACAGACCAAGACACAAGAUCGAUACUAACUCCUCUCAAGAAGAAACAUCUUCCAACCUGAACUAUUAUAUAACCAUCAUCGACCUUGCCUCUUUGCCAUCUCAACUCGCCGCCUCAUCUGGUAUACUCCAAAAAGAUUACCAAAGCAUCAUCACAGACCAAGCCAACUAGCCCAGGCAUCCCUGCCCCACUGCAUCUUGCACCCCCCGAUCUCGCUUUGAGUCAUACCAGCCAAAAUCGCGACAUAUCAGUCACCAUUGGUGCACAGUCAUACAAAAUGUCGACAACUACCACAACUUCCACCUUCACUGCUCCUCACACACAACAACCUCUCCGCCUUGCCGUCCAGAAGAAGAAGAUGAGCAUCACCCAGACUUACUACCUCGCCCACAAGGCCCGGGCCAAGCUCUCCUCUGAGGCUGCCCGCGCCGACCACGACCUCCGCCUCCUCGUCGGCCACGCCAACCUCCUCGACUCCCUGAUGCUUGAGCUUGCCGACGCCGAGCGGGAACAAGAGAGCUGGUUCAACCAGUCUGUCCGCGGUGCCACCAAAACCGAGUCCGCUCCCGCUGCCACCAAGGACCGUCACAUCCAAUGGGCCGACUCCAUCGCCGAGGACUCGGAGGACCUCUACGAGGACGACUCCUCCGACUCGGACGACUCUUCCGUCUCUUCUGACGACGACUACGAGGAGGAUGACAUUGAGAUGGCCGACACCGUCUCCCUCCGCCGCAUGCCCUCCGCUGCCCCCGCUUCUCCGAGAACAUCCACCAUCGAGGUCUCGGAAGACUACGACAUGGAGGAGGACGACCUCGAGGAGGACUACGCACAGCUCGAGCUCGUCCGCACACCAUCCCACUCCAGCUCCAGCUCACCACCAGAGCUCGAGCACGAGCACGACUCUGACAUCUCAGAUGACGAGUCGAUGCCCCCAUCACCGCCAAAUGCAGUGCUCACCUUCAACGAGAAGGAGGCCAAGGAAGAGAUCUCUCAACAACAAUCACAACAGGGCGAUGGUACCUUCUACUCUGAAGGCUACUACCUGCCGGCCCGCAACCCAGCAAGGCUCGUGUCUGCCAUCUCAGUGUACUGAGUCUACACCUGAGAGCACACCCUACCUUGUAACAUGAUCUCUUCUUUGGCUUUUUACAUCAGCGAGCGUUUGCAUAUUAUACGGCGUUAUCAUUUGUCACCGAUACCAAACUACAACGGCAUGGGUUACGAAUUACUUGGAUUACAAAACGACAGCAAUGUCUUCUCAACUCUUCUCUCUCAUCUUAUUUUCCUAAAUGUCGCUACGAGAAAGCAUGGGGUGCCUAUUUUGGAGGACCCUGAUGGAUAAUGGAACCGGACUUUUCUUUUCUUCAGCUGUCUUCCCGCUCCCGGGCUCCAGUCCGCGGUCGAGUGGUACCGGCACAAUGUGUUACAGAAACCAGAUAGAUAGCCGCUUAGGGGUCAAACAGUGCCCCUUCCAAAAGCGAAGCAUCAAACAAUUGAAAAUCAAUGAAAUCAAACCCCCU
Molecule: messenger RNA, 1528 nt
Organism: Colletotrichum acutatum
Lineage: Eukaryota; Fungi; Ascomycota; Sordariomycetes; Glomerellales; Glomerellaceae
Exons: 1
Coding region: 286-1101 (271 amino acids)
Source: RefSeq, a predicted model, not a curated record